AUGGCCUCUAAUAGCCGUCCUCCCGUGAAGCCGGAAAAGCCUUUUAUUCCUCCGUUGACACUUGAAAGCUGUGAGACCGGUGGUGGCUGGGGAGUUGGUGAGAUCUUCGCACGACUCCCCCCUGCACAGGAGCAGGCAAAGAGUCAAGAAAAACUCUACCGUGUAGCAAAGUCUCCUUCACAAGCCGGUAAUUCGAAGUCUCUGUCCCUGAAGCCAGCAGUAAAGGGUUCGUCGACGGUAUCGGUAGCGGCAACCAAAAAUGGUGUAAAUGGUGUCGCACAGAGCAUGUCCGGCGUUGUGCAUGAGCAUCCCUCAGGAGCUCGCGGUGUAGAUAGGAGUCUCACUGAAGUUCCCUAUGUAAGGGCCGACAGUGGUAACGGCGUCCCAGUAGUGGUUUACAACCACCAGAAAGAUGACGAUGACAACACUUUUAUUGAUCAUGGUAGCACUGCAAAUGGUGUCUAUGCGCAGAAGGCUACACCAAAUGGAGGAAAUUCCACUAAAGCGAUGUGGCGACCUUCGCAAGAAAAAACCCUUUCAGCUUAUCCCAUACCGUCGUGGACGAAUACACUCAAACCAAAUCCAGUCCAGAGCAUACGCGUCAAUAGUAAUUCUGCUGCUGCAAUAAACAACUCUAUUGCUGUGCCCGGGCCACAACUUGGUGUGGAGAAGCUACCUACCGGUGCCAAUGUGAAUAGCGGUGCUAGUGCCAGUCCAACAGCUGCGACUUCUUCGUUAGCCCUAUCGCUCCCUGCCAAAGAAGCAACCCUCAAGGCGGGUGGUCUGCCUAUCACCUCCGCUUCUGCGGACUGCCAGCGCGUGGUAAGCUCCUAUGGUAGCAGUGAUGUGGUUACGACAGUGUGGCGGCCGCCACGUAUUGUCUCAGAGUUGUUACUAGAUGCGCCCGCACGCGACUUGGCGGUUUCACCAGACGGUGGUGCCGUCUGGGCGGCGUUCGGGGACCACCCCCCGACCCUGUUUGAGGUGUGCAGUGAGAAGAACACGCUUGAGUCGGUGCGCUCCGUGAAUUGGGUGACGCAGGUGUACUGCAUGGCGGUGGUGCCACUUCCAACCGCCAAGUGGAUCACCUUUAAAUCGGUCACGGCGAAUGAGGGGCCGGAGCCCAAUCUUAACCCCAGCAGCUCUACGAAAAGGAAGGAUCGACAUAGCGCGAAGAAUUUCCACUUACACAGAGGUUUAUCGUCGUCGAUCACGGAUGACAAUCUUUGCACGUAUGCGCUGUGGUGUGGUCUGAGUCGAGGAAAUAUUAGCAUUGUCGAUCUUCACAACUUCAGCGACUCUGGUGCGAUCAAUGGUGCGCAUGACCAGGCUGUAAACAAAAUUUGGUAUUUAGAAAAUGGUCGAGUCUGGACCGCGGGUCGUGACAAGGCACUCAAGGUAUGGGAUCCUCAGACUCGACGCAUGCUCAAGAAACGGAACAUCGCGGCCGUCCUGUCUGACCUUUGUUACGUGCCCACCGCGCACCAGGUUUGGGCAAUCGCGGAUGACGCCUAUAUUCGUGUGUACGAAGCUGGGGGUAAUAACGUUCGGAUACAGAAGCGCCCUAUUGAUCAUGCCGAAAAUGCGCUGAAGAUGCGGAGCGAUGUCACCCUGAUUGAGUACCAUCAGGAUGGGAAUUUUGUCUGGGCGAGUAUGAGCAAAAGCACGGUGUUGAUAGACCCGCGUACAUUCGCUGUAAGCCAGACCUUACUAGUCGCCCUCACGGCACUUGUAUUUCACAAGAAGACAGCCAUUAUAUGUGGGCGUGGACCAUUGCUUCUGGAUAACGACGCCGAUAGCGUUGCUAUCCUUGACGUCACCAACCCGGUGGAGCCCUCUUUAUUGUUUUCCGGGUUCCGCGUAAACGCACCAAGCGGACUUGGGAUUCGCCUGCUUACGGCAGCGCAACCAUUUGCUAUCCUUGAGUACUACAGCACACGAAAUGAUAAAAAAACUCUUUGCAUGUUUACUUAUGAAGAGUUUAACGGUAGAGUGUAUCGUGACGAAGAAAAUAUUCCACCGCAACGUAAGGUAAAAGGGGGCAUGCCCAGCGUACCAUCCCAAAAUGUUCACCCGAUUUCUCCUGUUAAUGCUGCGGUUGGUAUCAAUAGUGGUGUUGCUGCCGCUAAUGUUGUUAACGCUGGUGCCGCAGCGAACAAGCAGCUCGUAGGCCGUGCUUCAUCGCCUGCUAGUUUGAUCACCGCCAACAACCACAUCCUCAACUCCAAUACACCUCAUGUACAUCCAACUCCAUCAUUAGUUCGCGCUGUCGUUCCCGCAUCCGGGCCCUCAACUAGUUUCAACGGCAACCUCCUCGUUGCCUCUGCUGAAGUCUCCUCUGCGCUUGACCAGAUGGACAGAAAGUUGGAGGAGGUAAGGAAAGCUGUCGCAAUCGAGCGGCGUGAGAAGGGGCCCUUGAGUGACUUUUCUAAGCUGCACAAUACACUCACCGGAUGGGUAGUAGAAGUCACAGACUACGCACUGCCCUCCCUACCGCCAGCUGUUGUGGAGGAGCUUAGCAGGGAGUACGAGACUCCGGAAGGAAAGGCGUUGGCAAUCGCCUUUGCGAGACUGCAAUGCGCUGUGACUGGAAGAAAGCAUCCUGCAGACGUGGCAGCAGGCGUCCAUGGAUCAGAGUAUUUUGCUGUCAUGCCGACUCCACAGCCGGCGACUUCUAACUCUAAAGUUAUCUCGACACAUCCCACGGCACCAGCUGUACUUCCCGCUCGCAUGUACGCCUAUAGCGAGAAUGGUUCCACCCCGCAGACACCAUCCUCUGAGGCCACCAAUGGCGGCUGUGGCGGCAGCUUCUCAUGGUCAGCACGUGCAGAUCUAAGCGCGAGGGCAGCAGAAGCUCAGAUUCAGGCGGGGGGCAGUUAUGCAGGUAAGAAUUCUAAUUCCUCGGAACAGAUCCUCCUUCAGCUUAUAAAGGAAGAACGACAAACUCAUCAGGCCCAAGUACAAAGCUUGCAACAGCACAAUUCUCGCAUUCACGCGCGUCUGGAGUCCCUUAUCACUGGCGUCAAGGAUUUUGUAGGUAGGACAGUAGGGUCUUAUCAAGAACUGAAAAGCAUACGAAUGAAUGGUCUGCCACAGGACACGCUCAUGUUCUACGACCGUUUUAUCGCAGUUUUAGAGCAGACACCACUCCUUUCCAUAAAUUCCUGCAGUUCUCGAGAGGAGAUUGCUGAUGUACUUCGUAAGCAAGCGGCUGCAUCUGAAACAAAUAUUCAUGCCCUUCGAGACUUUGUAUGUGCAUUAUGUAAAGCUUGCACGGUGGCUACCCCCAACUACGGCAACUCAUUUAGUCCCUUAUUUUCCCUCGACGGUUCACAACGCAUGCUAUUGCCACAAGCGCAGGCCUCCUUAUGGCCACACGAUCUUCCUCACAGCAACGCGCAGUCCCAUUCUGUCGAUGAGGCAUUUUCAAGUAGCGCGGGCAUAUUGUUGACGAAAACUCCACAAGCAUCGACGUCCCGAGGUUCCCCAGUCUUUAGAUGGGCGCAGAAUGAAACGGUGGAUCGCGCCAGUGAGAUUGAGUGGUAUUUACCAAGCAUUGCCUGCAGCGCUCUUUCCCAGGUUCAGCUUAUUCGUCUCAUCGGAGAGGUAGCCGCCAAUGUUGAGGAAUCUAUGAAGCAAGUGGAAGGCAGAUGGAACAUGCUUAAGCAGAGUCGCCGCCAGGUGAUGGAUGACAUCACUAAACGAUGUAGCGGAUCUAGCAAAGGUGAAGAGCGCCUGAGUCACACUGUUGAUUUAUCGGAGGACUUCAUGCAAUGCACGGCCGUAUGGGAUCUUUCUAUCGCCGAGAUAUUCAUCCGGAUGUGUAAAGACGAGGCAUCAUUAAUCAUAAUGGAGGCGUUAUUGGAAUGGCGGAGGGAUGCUCACCCUCGAUGCUCGACCUGCCAAACAGGUGCCUAUGAAAAUCCCUCCCAAAACUGGGUUCAUACGAUACUUAGUUCUGGAUAUCGCAAGAGGAGCAUUGCACAUCCUUACCUAUCGCGCGCGGAAGGAGCUGACAACCUUGCACGACUAUCGGGGGGUCUAUUUUGCCCUGAAUCUCAGUCAUGCGGUAAAGUGGAACGUGAUUAUGUCAUGAGUGGCGUCCCCAAUGAUGAUAAUAGUGAUGUAAACCAUAAGGGCGACUGGAUUAGUGACGACGACGCGUUUAACGCAUCGCGCGGCAGCGAAUCUAGUGCUACUUGGGUUGCAGCAUCGCAACAGGUUUCCAUGCUUUCACUGAGGAUGGAGUCCGUGGUUGCGAGCAUACGGACAUCACUGCAGCAGGAGAUCAGUUGCGGUGAGAAUGUUCUAAAGUCUUUGCCCGAGCAGGAGGCGCCGCUGUCGUUUUCUGUGUCUGAAUCCGGCGAAGAACCUGUCGCGUCACCGAAAGGUGCAGAAUCUAAGGGACUUAGUGCGGAUAAUGAAAGAGAAGACGAUUGCAUAGCAUUUAACAAAGAUCUAUACCUGGGACUGGCAGGUCCAGAGCUACGUCGUUUAGUCAAAACGCAUGCCACUCGUUUGGACGGUUUUCUGCAUUGGGCGUGGGUGGGCGUAUACCUUACAGCCUUGUGCCUCAACAGUAUCUGUGCAUUGAUUUAUCCAACCGCAUCAUCGUUAUCAGGGAAAGACAGCAGCUCAUCCUCUUCAUCACCACCCCUCUCACGCAUUAUAGAUACAGGUAACUUCCUCGUGAUCAACAAGAAGUUGAUCGACUGCGCAUACUUUCUAAGUAAUGUGAUGACCUAUAGCUAUGUGACGCGUUGCGUAUUGCUGGGAUGGCAGGCAUCACCAAAAUCUACCAUGUUGUCUGCAAAUAAUCCAGUACAUCAUGAUAGUUGCCAGUUUGGGAUUAGUAAUGCUCACCAAGGCCCAUUAACCAAUGUUAGCUGCGCUUCCACAGGAGGGCGUUCGUUUCCUAAUGAAACACUCCAAUCGCCAACAGGCGAGAGUGUUCUCUUGAACAGUAUGAAUUUCGACUCUACGUUAAGCAAUAGCAAACCAAGCAAAGACCACCAUAGCAACCUUAAGUGCACCUUUGGUCACUGUCAUUCUAACAGCACUAGUAUAGCAGCGUCAGACGAUGUAACAGUUUCUCGCGUGUGGGUUCGAAGAGACUUACGCAAGCGGCAGUGGAUCUCAUUGUUUAGUUUCUACACUCGACUAGUCCUGCAGCAACAGAUUCCGCCAGAGUUGUUUCUCCCAUCUGGCAAUGAGGAAGACGUUGAUGACGACAUUCAUGUUAAGCGAGUUUAUACGGAAAAUAAUGGCGUUACCGAUAGUGUGUCGCGACGCUCGGGUCGAUCUAAACAGGCGGCGCAAUCGCAGCAUGGUGAAGAUAAUUCUCAGCAAUCUGGUAAAUCUCGACAUGCUCGACGGAAUGAUAGUGAAUUGCAGCAAGUUACAUUCUAUCUUGGUAAAUAUGCAGAGAAGGUGAGCGCGCUUUUUGAAAUCGCGUCUAAUGCUUUAGAGAACUGCCACCAGCUCGAGAAGCGUAUGCAUACCAUAGGGCGGGAAAACAGUGGUGAUAGCAUGAGCGAUGCAGGCAGUAACAAGGAACGGGGGAAAAAUACUAAUGAAGGGUGCGCAGCCAAAAUAUCAAACACAGUCACUGUAUCUUAUGUCAGUGAGGCUGAGAGCCUGCAUGCAAUCGAUCCCAAGACUAUACUGUGCCACAUGUAA
Phytomonas sp. EM1 is the source of this 5679-nucleotide messenger RNA. Lineage: Eukaryota; Euglenozoa; Kinetoplastea; Trypanosomatida; Trypanosomatidae. The record is from the annotation of a GenBank genome assembly.